Molecule: messenger RNA, 1116 nt
Organism: Orycteropus afer afer
Lineage: Eukaryota; Metazoa; Chordata; Mammalia; Tubulidentata; Orycteropodidae
Gene: PLA2G12B
Product: phospholipase A2 group XIIB
Biological process (GO): triglyceride homeostasis; arachidonate secretion; phospholipid metabolic process
Cellular component (GO): extracellular region
Molecular function (GO): A2-type glycerophospholipase activity; calcium ion binding
Source: RefSeq, a predicted model, not a curated record
CCUGGCUGACAUCUAGCCGGGUAGGCUGUGUACCUGGACUUCCUGGGACAUUGACUGGGGUUUGAGGAGAGACCUCUGAUCUACCUGGCCACAGGAUGAAUCUGGCCAUGGGCUGCUUGAUUUUGUGGCUCGGCCUGGGGGGUGGCCUGGCUCAGAGUGAUACCAGCCCUGACGCUGAGGAAUCCUAUUCAGACUGGGGCCUUCGGCACAUACGGGGCAGCUUUGAAUCUGUCAACAGCUACUUUGAUUCCUUUCUGGAACUGCUGGGAGGGAAGAAUGGAGUCUGUCAAUACCGGUGCCGAUAUGGAAAGGCACCAAUGCCCAGACCUGGCUACAAGCCUCAGGAGCCCAACGGCUGCAGCUCCUAUUUCCUGGGUCUCAAGGUACCAGAAAGUAUGGACUUGGGCAUUCCAGCAAUGACCAAGUGCUGCAACCAGCUGGACGUCUGCUAUGACACAUGUGGUGCCAACAAAUAUCGCUGUGAUGCAAAAUUCCGAUGGUGUCUCCACUCUAUCUGCUCUGACCUUAAGCGGAGUCUGGGCUUUGUCUCCAAAGUGGAAGUAGCCUGUGAUUCACUGGCUGAUACUGUGUUCAAUACUGUAUGGACCUUGGGCUGCAGACCCUUUAUGAACAGCCAACGGGCAGCCUGCAUCUGUGCAGAGGAUGAGAAAGAAGAGUUAUGAGGAAGAGGUGACUCAUUCCUGUUUUUGAGUGACAUCACAGCUGUCAGUCUCGGAGAUGGUAGUGGGGCAAAUGUGUCUCCUCCUUUCUUCCACAGUCUGGAUACCACAAAGCAGGAGAAAGGAAAUAUUGUCUAUGGCUGACAAAUGAGUCACAUCCUUCCAGGAGAAUUGGGAAAAAAAGACAUGGAAUGAUUUGAAGUCUAUUCUUCAUUGACCACCAAUCUCCCCAACAAAGACACAUUUCCCUGGAAAUUUGGUUCUGAGCUUAAAGCCUAGAACACAAGAAAACCCUGAGAUUCCUGGACCUGAUAAUUAUAUUCAUAAGUGAAAUUUUGGGGAGCCCAGUAAGUGGGAGGCAAUGACUCUCCUCUGGUCCACGUUUCAGUUGCCAGUAAGCAUUUGACAUUUAAUAAAGUGUACUUUCUAGAAAAUU